Aureococcus anophagefferens is the source of this 708-nucleotide messenger RNA. RefSeq lists its product as hypothetical. The transcript has a single exon. The coding region runs from base 1 to 708 and encodes 235 amino acids. NCBI's taxonomy places the organism in Eukaryota, Pelagophyceae, Pelagomonadales, Pelagomonadaceae. The record is from RefSeq and is a predicted model, not a curated record.
AUGGCCCGGCCACAGAUCGGGCUCCGACGAGCGGUCUUAGCUGUCGCAUUGAUCGUCGCGAGCCCCUUGAAAUUCCCAUCGAUCACACUACCAACGGCGACGCCCCACAAAGAGCGCAUCGCGCACCUCCAGGAGCAGCGGCGCGCGAUCGACGCGGAGCUCGCGGCGCUCGAAGCCGAGGCGGGGCCGGCCCUCGAGGCCGAGGCGGGGCCGGCCCUCGAGGCGGAGCGCGUGCGGCCGCGGGACGCGAUUCGCGGCUUGUACAAGGCGUUCAACGACCGGGACGCGCCGCGGGUCGCGUCGCUGCUCGCGGAGGACGUCGUAUACGAAGACCUCCUGCUCGGCGCGUCGACGAUCUGCCGCGGCCGCGAGAGCUUCUCGCAGGCGCUGGCCUUCCACCCCGCGUUCCUGUCGGCGCAGCUCGGCCUGCCCAUGGGGCGCCUCGAGCUCGUCGUCGACGACGUCGCCUGCGACGGCGAGCGGAGCGUCGGCGUCGAGUGGCACGUCGAGCUCAACGGCGAGCCGUUCCCCCUGAGCCGCGGCCUCAGCCUGGCGACGAUCAACGCCGCGGGGGAGCUCGAGCGCGUCGUCGACAUCGCCGAGGCGCCCUGGCGCGUCGUCGGCCUCGUCGUGCGGCCGCUGCUCAGCAUCUUCGGCGUCGGCACCGCGGCCGUCGGCGCGGGCUCCGUCUUCUGGCUCGGCCAAUAA